Messenger RNA from Brienomyrus brachyistius, 3428 nucleotides. RefSeq names its product protein FAM110B-like. NCBI's taxonomy places the organism in Eukaryota, Metazoa, Chordata, Actinopteri, Osteoglossiformes, Mormyridae. The coding region runs from base 1508 to 2620 and encodes 370 amino acids. The record is from RefSeq and is a predicted model, not a curated record. The transcript is spliced from 3 exons.
GUCUAAGUGGGGAGUAGGGUUGAGGGGGUUCUCUGGGAGAGCCCCUGGCACCCCCUACAGACAGAGUGAGGAGAAACAGCCGAUGCUGUUUGCUGAUUUAUAUCUGUGUAGCUGCUCUCCGAAUGGGCCCGUCAGGAAAAUCCUGCUUUAUUAACCUCCUGACCGGCUGUGAUCUGACUUAGCCAAGGAUUAAAGGACGACAAACGCAUCCCGCUUAGCUGAGAUGCUCAGAAUCCCUAAAGCAGGAAUUUCCUUAUUUCAUUGUUAUUAUUUAUCGCUUACUGUUAAUUGUUCACUUGGCCAGAUAGCUAAGAGAUGAGCAUCCUUAUGGGGUGCAUAAAAGUAUUAUAAACACCUCGCUUUACCUUAUGGUGAAAUAAAAUAAUUUGGGGGUGGUGUUUAGCUCAGUGGGUUUGGUUGCUGUACUUGUGAUUGUAAGACUGCCUGUUCAGUUCAUUUGGGCCCUUGAGCGAGGCCCUUAAUCCCCAAUGGCCCCAGGGGUGCGGGACAUUGACUGAUCCCAGACUAUGACCCACAAGACUGUCCUGCAAUGUCUGCGUGUCUAAUGGAGAGCAAGACGGGACAGGAGAAAAGACAAUUUCUCCCCAAAAAUGACUGUGAAGUGUCACUAUUCCUAUCUUUUGUUAUGCUGUUCUGAAACCAAAGAGAGUUCAAAAUGGAUCCACAUCGACACACUGACUUAUUCUUCAAUUGUCUUAUUGUUCGGCAUAUGUGUGUAUUUUGAUUCUUUUUCCUGAACCCACCUUUUGGAUUUACUUUUCUCUUCCUUGAUUUAAUAUGAGAUUAGCGAUUAGCAAUUACCGAUUUCUGGAAAUAACCAGCUUUUGAAUUACAUUUUGUUUUAUAAGUGGUGCUUUAAGCCAAAGAACAGGGUCAGUCAGUCCCUGGAGCAACUGAGGUUAAGAGCCUCGCUCAAGAUUAAGAUUUAACAUUCUCCACCCCAAGGAGGAGCCAAAUUCUGGGAUGUAAUAAUGAAAUCACUCUGUCAACCUUGGGGUUUGAACCAAUAACCUUCCGAUUACAGGCACAGUGGCCUAACCUCCAGGGUCGACACGGGAAAAUACUGGUCUGCGUGUGAUGGGGUUUUUGGCUCCACCUUCUGGGUAUUGCCCCAACUGAGAAACUGAAGACCACGAAGGAGACCAGCGAGCCAGAGAGGGGCCAGUCUGGAUACUAGAAGACCUGAGGCUGCUGCAGGUCACCACAGCCUGCGCCGAACAGAACGGCUCAGACGAGACUCCGGGAUCCCUCUUCAAGCCCCGCGGGAGCCUUCAGAAAGGAUUGAUGCAGACUUGUGUCAGCCACACUUCGGAAGCGAGAAAUCAGCGGAAUUUGAUGAGCCGCGAGAGGAGCCCUCGUUGCUGACCGUCACUGGAGAGAGGAUUAAUCGCUCGUUCACCUGGCUUGAUGUACAUGUUUCUGGGCAGCACUCCGAGGAGAGCCGACCACGGAAUUCAAGACGGCUGCCGGGGAAAGACCGUCAAGCAUGCCCACAGAAACACUACAGACAGAUAGCAUGGUCAAGCCCGCGGGCCAGGCCACCACCUAUGCCUCGGCUGUGCCUCUCCGCAUCCUUAAUAAGGGGCCAGACUACUUCCGUCGGCAGGCAGAGCCCAACCCCAAGCGGCUGAGCGCGGUGGAGCGGCUGGAAGCCGACAAGGCCAAGUACGUCAAGAGCCAGGAAGUGAUCAACGCCAAGCAGGAGCCCGUCAAGCCGGCCGUGCUGCCCAAACCAGCGUGCCCCAUCACCCGGCGGGCGUGCAGCAGCCCUGCCCUGAAGGCCUCCAACAACAAUUCCAAGUCGGACACCUGUGUCAAGAGGGAGAAUCUCAACCUAGAGAUCCUCAAGAACAUCUUGAACAGCUCUGAGACCUCAUCCACGGGGACGGCGCACAAGCACAGUGCCAGGAGCUGGGCCCCCCAGCGCUCUGAGUCGGUGGAGCUCAACCGGCGCUCUUUUGCGGAGUCCCUGAAGGUCUUCCCCUCCCAAGGUGCCUCGAGUCCCCACGGGAGCAACCUGAACAUCAGCAGGCGUUUCUUUGAGGAACAGUCCAGUGACUCAUCACUCCAUGUGUCCCACAGCUCGUCAGACAUCCGGAGGAUAUGCAAUGGCAAGACUCUGAGGGCCACUCCGAGCAGCAGCUCCGCUCCACCCCUGCCGCCUAAACCCAGCCUACUGGCUACCAACACCCUCAAAUCUCCUGACACUGAGACCGUGGAACCAGGAAGUGCAGUCACCCGGAGACCCUCCCUGCACAGGUCCAAAUCUGACCUCAGCGACAGGUACGCCCGGGCUGGUGCCGACGUCGAGCGCUUUUUCAACUACUGCGGACUGGAUCCCGAGGAGCUUGAAAACUUUGGUGUGGAGAACUUCACCCGGGCCAACUCGGACAUCAUCUCACUGAACUUCCGCAGUGCGAGCAUGAUCAGCUCAGACUGCGAGCAGUCGCGGCACAGCAACGACGACCUGACGGACGACGAGGAGGCCAACGAGCGCGUGCCCUACGGCAUAUCAGCCGUGGAGAGGAAUGCCCGGGUCAUCAAGUGGCUGUACAGCAUCAAACAAGCCAGGGAAUCGCAGAAGGUCUCUCAUGUUUGAGGGACAGCUCGCCUUCUCCGCCUCGUCCACCUGUUUUUGGCGCUCUGCAUCGUCUGUGAAUCUCAGAGUCCAUCGGUUUCUAUGCGUCCAACAUGUGACCUCCUUAGAACCUGCAUGCUUCUCGAACAUGCGACCUGACCAGGCAUCCAGUCAAAGACGCAAACCUAAGCAAAAAAAAACACAUCCACUUUGCGACGGCUGCCCUUUCCAAGCCCUCCCGCCUGAAGUACAGUAUUCCCGCUUCUUUCGAGCGAAUGUAACAGAUACGACGUCGGCUAACUGGCACCCUUGGCACGACGUCAGGUUGUGUCGCGGCCGUGCCCAUGUGGAUCGUGUAGCCAUAUCGGUGAGAAGUGUAAGGAAUGCUGCUUACAUGUGAGCAGAAGCAGUCACGCUGUAUGUAUAUACACCCACGGGUCGUAGGCGCAUGUUAUGGCCCCCGAUAGCUGUACUUACAGAGCCGCGUCACUUUUCAUUGCGCUGUCGGGUUUUGCACUGGUGAUGUGGCGCAGACAGUAUUGUAAUAUCACAAGCCUCAUGUAAUUCGCUUCCAUAUAGUUUCGUCAGCUGCGACAUUUUUCUCUGACAGCCCGUUUCUGUGGUUCUAUAAAGACUUAAUUGAAUUUGUUGAGUGGCUGCCAUUUUUAGCAUCCGUGUGUCAGAUAGAUGGCGGAGCUGCUCCACUUUUCAUCAGCAAAUUAUUUUUCUUUCCUGUAAAUGCUGUAAGGAUAUGUAAAUAAAUUCGAAGUUGUUACCGGAUCUGUAAAGAGGAACGAUCUGCUAUGCUAAUAAAUAGCUCUUGAGGCAA